AUGACGCAGCUUCGCAACAUGCUCGGCGCCCUGCUCCUCGCCCCUCUCGCCAUGGGCGCCCUACCCUUGACCCCGCGACACGAGGCUGGUCGCUGUGCCAUUCGCGGCCAUUGCGGCUCCAAGAGCUGGUUCGGCAAGCAGCUGCCGUGCGUUGACAACGGCCUCGCCGAGUAUCCUGAUGAGGAGCUUCGCAACCAGAUCAUGGACGUUUGUGGAGAGAAAUGGGCCUCGGGCCCUGUCUGCUGUGACGCCGAACAGGUAGUUCAAUAG
Verticillium alfalfae VaMs.102 is the source of this 270-nucleotide messenger RNA. RefSeq names its product vacuolar membrane protein. The record is from RefSeq and is a predicted model, not a curated record. The transcript has 2 exons. The coding region runs from base 1 to 270 and encodes 89 amino acids. NCBI's taxonomy places the organism in Eukaryota, Fungi, Ascomycota, Sordariomycetes, Glomerellales, Plectosphaerellaceae.